Messenger RNA from Drosophila melanogaster (fruit fly), 829 nucleotides. RefSeq lists its product as uncharacterized. Bases 41 to 808 code for a protein of 255 amino acids. The transcript has a single exon. The record is from RefSeq and is marked reviewed. NCBI's taxonomy places the organism in Eukaryota, Metazoa, Arthropoda, Insecta, Diptera, Drosophilidae.
CAAAAUUACAUUAUAUUGACCUAAAAUAAUUGAUUAACACAUGAAUAAUCGCAAUCGGGGUUGGGGUCGUUAUGGCCUUAGAACCGGAAGACCUGGUGGCGAGCCAGUUCCUGCGGAGGGACCGGAGGUCUUAGUCAUCAACGAGCGGGAGUUGCGGGCCUUCAUCUUCCGGGUGUACCUAUCCUCCGUAGUGCUGUGCCUGCUGUCUUCCAUUUCGUGGAUCAUACUGUCGGCACUCGCUGUGAGGGUCUACAAGGCAAUUCCAGUGCCGCCGUUCGUUUGGCUGAUAUUAGCUUUCAUCAUUCUCUCAGUGCUCGGCUGCAUCGCACAGACUCCAGCAUUGACCUUGUUAUGCUGGGGAUUGGUGCUGGGAUCCUUGUUCUUUCUCACCCUGUUCGGAGCGUAUUAUAUGCAUCUAGUGCGCGUCUGGGUCCUUUUGAUUGCCAUUUUGGUUGCCGGAUCCCUGCUGGCCCUGCUGCAUUUGUAUGGGGCCAAAAGUCCGGAGGUUCUGCUACCCAACAUUAUCUGUACUUGCUGCAUUUUUCUGCUGCUCACCGUCACCAUGAUCGUCCUGCUAAUACUCUUCCUGAUCAUCAAUGAUAUGCGGUAUCUCCUGGCACUUGCCAUAGUGUUCGUCAUCCUGAUCGCAUUCAUGGCUCCAUUUCAGGCUCGUUUCAUUUGUGGAAGGCUGCAGCAGGUGCCUUAUGGGGAGACUGCGGAUUGCGCCAAUGGCAUUUACCUACACUUUAUUUUUCUACUCUCCUGCAUGCUCGUUUUUGCCCUGUACUAUAAGCUAGUUAAUAGUUGAAUAAAAAAUAUGUUGAGGCUG